UGAGUGGGAUGAAACGGUUCAGCGAGGGAUCAGAGCUACCUCUGUCCUUAACUGUGGUUGUUCGGCGACGGUGCUCAGGACCGGUUCAUUCUCAUUAUUAGACAAUACCCAGAUAUUGACAGUCGUUCAUAUGUAAGAAAACUAAUAACAUUAAUGGACUCUGAAAUACUUAAUCUCAAAAUAGUUAACUAACUAGCUACAGGAUUUCUUGAGAACGGAACGUUGUCAACAAGACGGCAACGUGCAAAAACUCAGUCUUGCUCUUCAGAGCUCAAGGAAUGGUUGGAUUAACAGGAAAGAUCCAAAACGCCAGGACUAAGACAAACAUUCCGUGGUUUAAACAUCCUCAUGAUUUCGCCAGAGAAGGGUAGCUAUGCUCCGAGUGUUUAUGGUGUAUGUAGUUAGCGAGGUAUUUGUCAAUGUUGGCUAAAUUCGAAAUCUCUAAGGGCAAAUAUCUAGCACGCUAGCGAGCUAGCACGCCAAUUUGAAAUUCGGUUACAUUUUUUAACUUGCCAAGUUGAUUGUUAAUGUGAUGAUAACUGAGAAAGUGGAGAAAGUUGUUUUUGCUAUCUACCUAGUUAGCUAUUUAAGUAUGCUCCUGAAAUAGCAUUAUUUUUUUGUAACUAAUCAUUGGGAAAUUAACAUCAUGUUGCGGAUGGAAAGGGAAGAGUGAUUUAAAGCUUUUUAACCCCUUCGAUUCUAGAUAACUGUCUGUUAGCUAUCCAAGCUUUGCUGGAUACACGGAUACUAGCUAAAGUAAAGAGAAAUCCAUUCUAUUGGUGAUGAUCGAGGAAAGGAAAACCAGAGACGGAAGAAAGAUCUCGUUAUAUUCUUGUUGUCACGGUUGCUAUCUAGAAGUGUUAUUUUUGGCUCGCAUCUUGAACGAAUAACUUGAACCGGCAACGUUAACAAACAUUACAAUCCAUUAUCAAUGUGUUGCUGUUCUACCGUUACUGCUAAGCCAGGUCUUGCGACUAGCCAGUAACGUUUACUUGCUGCACUGAAAUGGAGAAACUGGAAACAUUUUUGUAGACUGUGACUCAUCAGACCUAUCAUUGAUUUAUCAGAACAAAUUACAGAAGAGAUUCCAAGAUUCGAUGCCACACAAGAUUUUUGCGAGCUCAGUUGCAAGUGUGACCAAUCAACCUGAUACAAGAGAAGCAUUUGGACUUCGCGCAUCCUACAGCCAUUACCGAAGUUCAGUGUAAUUUUAUUUACGAGAUUUGGAAAAUCAUACGACCACAAGAUAACUAUGGCAGCGGUGGUAAAUUACUCGCCUCCUUGGUGGGUGAACCUACUGCACCGACUACCCCACUUCAAUUUACAGUUCGAACAAAUAAGCAGUGAUUUUCACCCCGAAAACUCGGAAUACCAAAAGUCCAUCCUGCUGCUGGGGGGCGUGGCCCUGGCCUGCCUGGCCCUGGACCUCCUCUUCCUGCUCUUCUACUCCUUCUGGCUGUGCUGCCGCCGCAGGAAGAACGACGACCAGCCCAACGCCGACUGCUGCUGCACGGCCUGGUGCGUCAUCGUGGCCACGCUGGUCUGCAGUGCUGGCAUUGCUGUGGGUUUCUAUGGGAACGGCGAGACGUGUGAUGGGGUCAACCGGCUCACAUACUCUCUCAGGCACGCCAACCGCACGGUGGCAGGGGUGCAGAAACUGGUGUCAGACAGCACGUCCUCUCUGAACCAGACUGUUGAGGAUGGCCUGCAGCAGCUGGAGAGCCAGUACACCGAGCACGCAGAUUACCUGUCCAUUGUACAGAAGCUGCAGGGGCAGCUGGAUGAGCUGGUUCGCCAGAUGACAGAAAUCCCCUUCUGGAGUAACAGUGACAUGUCCAUGGAAGAUCUGGCUGUGAAGGCUGAGCUCUUUGACUGGUACAGGUGGCUGGCAUAUUUGGGCCUCCUGCUGUUCGACGUCCUCAUCUGCCUGCUGGUGCUUUUUGGCCUCAUUCGCAACUCCAAGGGAACCCUCAUUGGCGUCUGUUUACUGGGCGUCUUCACGCUCAUCAUCAGCUGGGGGUCCCUGGGCCUGGAGCUGGCUGUUGCCGCGACCUCCAGUGACUUCUGCAUCACCCCUGAAGUGUACAUCGCCAAAGUGACGGAGGAGAACGGCGUGAUCGAUAAAGCUAUCCUGCAGUACUAUCUGAAGUGCGGCGUGACACAGACUAACCCAUUUCAGCAGAAGCUGUCAGGGAGUCACAAAGCGCUGGUGGAGAUGCAGGACGACGUGGCGGAGCUACUGCGCUCUGCGAUUCGGGAGUAUCCUGAGACCAAGGGGAAUCUGGAGCAGAUGCAGGGGGUGCUGAACACCACAGAGAUCGGCCUGCACCAGCUCACCGCCCUGGUGGACUGCCGCAGCCUGCACAUGGACUAUGUGCAGGCCGUGACGGGCCUGUGCUACGACGGGGUGGAAGGUCUCAUCUACCUGGUGCUCUUCUCCUUCGUCACGGCGCUCAUGUUCAGCUCCAUCGUCUGCAGCGUGCCCCACACCUGGCAGAGCAAGAGGAAUGAGGAGGAUGGAGAGGAGGAGUCCGUGGCUCACGGCAACCGGCAGACUCACGAUAACCUGUACCGCGUUCACAUGCCUAGUCUGUACAGCUGUGGAAGCAGCUAUGGUAGUGAGGCCAGCAUCCCCGCGGCUGCGCACACUGUCAGCAAUGCCCCCGUCACAGAGUACAUGAGCCAGAAUGCAAACUUUCAGAACCCCCGGUGUGAGAACACCCCUCUGAUUGGCAGGGAGUCCCCUCCGCCCUCUUACACCUCGAGCAUGAGGGCGAAAUACCUUGCCACCAACCGGCCUGAACCCAACAACUCAGAAGUACACUAAAGGCCGUUGACUUGUGCCCAUCCUCAAAGACCGGUUUGGACAUCUCCAGCUUCCUGGAUAUCCCCACCCCUACCCCUUCCCCAAUCCAUCAGUCGUAUUGUCGAAGCCCUCGUAAGGCUUCUGCCGUCCUCUGGACUGUUUUUAACUCAAACACCCAGUCUUUGAGCCAUUUCCAUCUUAUUGUGGAUGCACAAAUCACUUCAGAAAUGGAAGAGUGAAAAUGAACACGCUUAUGUACUGUAAAUAAUUCAGUGCCCUGUUCCUAAAUCCCCUCGUUACGGCAGGUCUAUAUUAAAUCAGAAAGGGAAUCUUGAAGAAGAGGAUUUGAGGCAUUGGAUGGCCAGUUCUCUCCACCAGGGGGCAACCUCAUUUUACUGUACAGUUAUCCUAAAUGUUUGUGGCUUCCUGGAUGUCUUUCUUCUUGCAUUCUGGCCCUAGAGGUUUUAUGUACUACGAAGAUGCUACUGGCCGAACAUGGAGAGGAACGGGCCAGUGACCUUUGAUGGAAUUAGAUUUUUGUAAGUUUCACGCACCUUCAUGUUUACUCGAGACAACCACUUCUUUAAAAGUGUGAAAUUGUGUAUAAGAGUGUGUUUAGUAUUUUAUUUUUAAAGAAACAGACCACUAUGUUUACUAAUGACAGAUUUUGCAGCGAUUUUCAGUUGGGUUUCAUCUGACCUAAAAAUGUAUGACUUCAGUGCAGACCGGAAAGAUCCUUGUAUUUAUCUUCUGUUCAGGGUACAGACUGCAAGAUGAAGUCUCUGCUAAAAACAAUACAUUUUCUUCUGUAAACCUUGCAUAACAAUGGUAUUAAGCCAGUUAGCAUUAAAGGUAAAAAUGACAUCUAAUUAAUUUAAUUAACUCUUCUGUGUCUAGCUUUAAAAUAAGCUGGGAUUUCAAUUUGCACUUCAUUUCCCUCCAAAACAACAGUUUACCAUGUUGUCAUUCUUGUAGAUUUUUUUUUUUUUUUUAAAUUUGUCAUCCAUUCCUUUUACAUUUCUGCAUUUGUUUUAUUCUAAAAGCAACUAUGAGGCAGACGCUGACACAAAGUGACACUUUGGUUGCAGUGGCCUGGAACCAAGAACUGCUUUGGCUGGUAAUGACAGUGCCGUUAAUACCCACUGUUGUUUUCAGAUAUGAAGUGUUCUUGUAGUUCUCUUAAAUUAUGUCCUAAUAUUCUGACACGAUGAAGGAAACCACGUCAAUUUUGAAUGAUUUUUCUUGACUGAACUCACUGGUAGAGAAUAAAUAUAUCGCACAGUUCUUUUCUGGAAGACGUCAGCGUAGAGUGCAGCAUGGAUUAACGGGUUCUGUUUAUGAUGUAGAGUAACAGACGUAAGGAAACUGGCCAGAUUGCCACUCAGGCAACAACCAAUGAACUUUUUUUUGUGUGUGUGUGUGUGUGACAUCAUGUUUUUUUGUUUGAAUUUCUGUUCCUCUUGGUCAUAUGUGUAAUAUUACACUGAUGUGAUGAUGUUCUAAUUACCAUAAUUCAAAUUUGCUACAGCAGGGUAACUCUUUAACGCCUGGGACCAGUGGUGUAUUGUGUUGGUCUUAUGCGUCUGGCUGUGUCUCUCCGUAGGGUUUUGCCAUCUGAGUGUACUGCCACUGUGCCAGAGAUAAUUUUGUGGUAAUGUGCUAUCGACUUCACUGCUAUUGAAUUGUGAGCACUUGUGUGUACGUUAAAUGUGAACUGGACACAGAAUGCUGUGAAGCCUACACCUCGGGCCAGGAUUUCGGUCACCUCAUAAUGGCGGUCCAGGACGGCACAGAUACUGGUGCCAAAUACACAAAACGGGGAAGUGUCCUCCAACUUCUCCCUCGUUUUCAACCUGAGAAAUGCAAGUGGCUCAAAUGGAAUUUAGACCAGGGGGAAAAGAUAUAUUUUAAAAUUCACAUGGAAUCAAAGUUUUGGUGCUGUUUAAUUGUGAUAAUGUGACUGGCAGAACUAACUACAGUAGCUGUUGGUUUUCUUUUGGGUUUUUGUCCUCAACAUUUUUUGAAAUGUCUUAUAAAGAACUAAGCAAGCCAGGAAGUAGUAAUACAUUGGCAUGCUGCUACUGUGACACACAGGAGUUGGGAUUUUUUUUCUCUACUGGAAAGCACAAGCAUUGGUGUUCUGACAGCCCUGGACUGGUUCUCGAUUUGGACCCUGGUCAUGGAGGCCCAACAGAAACAAGCACACCUGGAAGGACAGUUUUCUCAUGAGACUAAGAUCAAACUGUAAGAUAUUUUGCUGUGAAUUCCAAUCUGCCCGUUUUCUAGUGCUAGUGGUUGUCUUCCUGUGUGUGCAGUUGUCAGUGUGUUUACUUGCCAAUGGAAACGGGCUCAGUUUUCCGGGUUACUGCAGGCCCUCAGAGCCUCAUCCCAGCACAGCUUCUGCUGUACUAUGCUGUCCUUACACACACACACACACACACACACACACACACACGUACACCAGUACUCUCACACACACACUGCAGGCACACACACGCGCACACUCCAAUACCCCCUUGCCCUCAUGCACACGCACCCACACACACACACACAGCUCGGCUGUUCACUUCUCGCCCACAUGUCUUCUGCUCUGUAUAAUAAUGCCUUGUGCAGAGAUGCCACUGUGGGGCUUUAUCCACACAACAGUUGUACAAAGAUGUACGUCCUUCUGCAUCAAAACAUUGUCUCUCACAACACCUUUUCACGGGCAGAGAAUGGGCCUGCAUUUUGUUAGAAAAGUACAAGGAGUACUGCUGCUGUUACGUAUACAGGACAUUUAGGCAAAGGUCUCCAUGCAGGUCUCAAAUAGACAGAACUGUGGUCAUUUUACCUAAAUGCUGAGUGCACUGUGGGACCUCUUGCUUUAAUGAGAUGGUAUUUAAGAAUGAAAAGUAGAAGCCAAACAGCCUUUGAGAUACAAAAUAAAGGGAAAUUCCACCAAGGCUUUGGCUGUGGAUGUUUUUUUUUGUUUUGUGGAUUUUAAAGACUGAAACAUCUUUUGGUACCUUUAGGAAAAGUCUUUUUUCAUGGCAUGAAGGCUUUUUCAACAAACUGUGCCAAUCGCCAAAAAUAUAAGCCCUUCCUUUCCCUUGGUUUUCAGUUUGAACCUGCAAGUUAUCUUAUGUAGUUCCUUCACUUUAGCGUUUUGAAAAUGUUAAUUACUAGGAGGCUUAGACAACCAAAAGACCAAUGUGAAAACUGAGCCCAACUUUUCUCAAUAGAGAGAAACUCAUUUUUAUUUCCUGUGAGAGACCAUUUCUUGUUAUAGUGAGACAAUCUUGCUGUUUUAAGUAGUCAUUUCUUUAUUAAUCAUUGCUAGAACAGUUUAUCUACAAUGUAAUAUGUUUGCACGAAGAAAAAUCUGGUAAAAUACAAAAUGCCUUUGUAAACAUUUUUAAACUUACAUUUUCAUAUCAUACACAUUUUUUUUCCUUCUUAUUUUUCCUUCCAUAGCAUAUUUUAGGAGUAUUAACACCGCCAAUUUAUUUCUCUAUUAGUUGUGAAUAAAUACCUUUGCAUUGCUCUGUUUUGAUUUUUUAAAAAUAAAAAAAAACUUACUGUAGAUUUUGUUUUUAUUAUUUUGUGAAUACUAAGAUAUUGUAAAUGUAAAUAUGGAAUCAUUGAGCUUGAAGUCAAUGUUCUAAAAUGGAAUUAAAGUAACUUUAACAGA
Anguilla rostrata (American eel) is the source of this 6476-nucleotide messenger RNA. It is a transcript of the gene ttyh3b, whose product is annotated as tweety family member 3b. The transcript is spliced from 14 exons. The record is from RefSeq and is a predicted model, not a curated record. Lineage: Eukaryota; Metazoa; Chordata; Actinopteri; Anguilliformes; Anguillidae. Gene Ontology annotation, molecular function: volume-sensitive chloride channel activity; intracellularly calcium-gated chloride channel activity. Gene Ontology annotation, cellular component: plasma membrane. Bases 1253 to 2827 code for a protein of 524 amino acids.